Molecule: messenger RNA, 2211 nt
Organism: Mycotypha africana
Lineage: Eukaryota; Fungi; Mucoromycota; Mucoromycetes; Mucorales; Mycotyphaceae
Product: PRMT5 arginine-N-methyltransferase-domain-containing protein
Exons: 4
Coding region: 56-2020 (654 amino acids)
Biological process (GO): peptidyl-arginine N-methylation; regulation of DNA-templated transcription
Cellular component (GO): cytosol; nucleus
Source: RefSeq, a predicted model, not a curated record
UUUCACUCAUUCUUCCUUUUGAAAAAGAGCCUAUCUCCACAAUAUCAUAAUACUCAUGGGCGGAUCUUCGCAGCAGCAGCAACAACAGCAGAUAGAUGUUUCUCGUAUGUGCGGUGUAGGUCUAAUGACUACCGAUCACUACGAUGAUCUUCCUAAUUUUAUUCAGCAAGCAGAGGAGGCUGGCCAUGAGUUUGUUGUCAUCCCCAUCUCCCAUCCAACUUUUCGGCGUGUAUUAAACGAGAAUAAUUCAGUAGAGACGCAGGCACACGAAGCUUGGAAAGAAAGGCCCAUGUUUAAUAUCAAGGACCUUGUUAUUAAAUCUGCAGAAUGGUCUUCAAGAGUUGUUGGCUUAUUACCCAAUUGGAUUCAAUUGGAAUCAUCUAAUUCAGAUAUUAAACUAUGUUCAGAAAUAGCCUUGAAACAAGAAAUAGACUGGGCUUGCCACAUUGGUUUACCUGGCGUUCUCUUCCCUACAUUACCAAAAAAGGGUUCUUUGAAGAAUACAGCUAGAGUGAUUCAACGUCUUCUCAAAUCCAUGACAAUAACUCAGUUAAUGGUUCAAGUACCUUUAACGUAUAAAGAGAAUAUUCAAGGAAACUUGCCGUGGAAACGUUGGAACCAACUUCGUGCAUUGUGCAAUACUGAAUACCAACAUAGACUUUCUGUCGCUCUCGAAAUUACGCCGGAAUUGCCUUCAGAUGAACUACUGUUAAACAUGUGGAUAGCAGAACCGGUCAAAGCUGUCAUCGUUCGUGGUGAGACUUUUGUCCCCAAUGCAAAGGGUUAUCCUGUCCUUCCAAAGCCACAUCAACGCUUCCUACAGAAAUUAAUGGACAAACUUAAACCUGAUUUUAUUGUCACCGUGCCCAAUACACCUUUGCAUGAAAAAGCAAACCCCAGCUCCUAUUGCGAAUAUAUUCAUUAUUUGAACCGACAUUUACCACUUCAAACGGAAGAAGAGCAGUUUGCAACUGGGUAUCACGAUUAUUUGCAAGCUCCACUUCAACCUUUGAUGGACAAUUUAGAAAACCAGACAUAUGAAGUCUUUGAAAAGGACCCCGUGAAGUAUCAGCAAUAUGAAAAAGCUGUCUAUAAGGCAUUAUUAGAUAGAGUAGAACAUGGAUCUGAUUAUGUGACAACAAUCAUGGUUGUAGGUGCUGGCAGAGGACCUUUGGUAGAUCGAUGUCUACAAGCAGCUGAAAAAUCAGAACGUAAAGUUUUUAUCUAUGCAUUGGAGAAGAAUCCAAAUGCUUUUGUCACUUUACAGAAUAAGAAGACUCAACAAUGGGGCGAUCGAGUUGAGCUCGUCUUUGCUGAUAUGCGACAAUGGAAUCCGCCCAAGCAAUGUGAUAUUCUUGUCAGUGAGCUCUUGGGCUCAUUCGGCGAUAACGAGCUUUCUCCUGAAUGUUUAGAUGGCGCACAAAAAUUCAUCAAAGAAGAUGGUAUUUCGAUCCCUGCUUCUUAUACCAGUUACAUCUCUCCCUUAGCAUCCAGUCGAAUCUUUGGCAAUAUUAAUCUCUACAAAGACAUCAAACAUUUUGAAACGCCCUAUGUUGUUCUAUUUCAGCAGGUCUGCGAAUUGGCUGCUCCCCAAUCUCUAUGGUCUUUCAAGCAUCCCAAUGAUGCGUUGAGUGAGAAACAGAAGAAAGGGCAACACAUCAACACUAAUCUACAUAACGUGCGCCAUGCACAUGUGGAAUUUAAGCAGAUGAAACAUGAUAUGAUAAUGCACGGUUUGGCUGGCUAUUUUGAAUGUGAACUUUAUGGUGAUGUGACAUUGUCCAUUUUACCUUCAACCCAUUCUCCCAACAUGUUCAGUUGGUUCCCUAUUUUCUUUCCACUCCAAAAACCGGUGCAAGUAUUGAAAGACUCGACCGUAUCAGUUGAUUUCUGGCGUCUGACAGAUGAAAGUAAAAUCUGGUUCGAAUGGUCUGUGUCAGUAGAGAAUGAAGAAGGAGACAUGAUUAGCACCUCAACUAUUCAUAACGCCAAUGGUCGAUCUUCCUACGUAGGACUUUGAGGAAGAUAUUGCUGCCUCUUUUUUUUUUUUUUCAAAUUAACACUUGAAUAAAUUACUUGCUGUACGAAAAGAUGGUUUAUAACAUUAUCAGAGAAAAGAUCAGGACAAAAUAUUAUAACAAGUGUUAAUGCUGAUGUACGUUUUUUUCUUCAUUGUUUUUUUUUUUUUUUUCUACCGACUCGAAAAGAUUA